UUUUUCAUGCAUUGGUUGCCCAACCACAGGAAGGGUUUGGUUUAGACACACAGCACUGUUAAAACAGUUCAUUAAUGUGACAUUAUGGAGUCCAGUGUGCUGCCUCUUAUACUCUUGCUGAUGUCUAACAGCUACUCUGAACAUACUCCAGGUUCUGUUGUGAAGGCAGAUUCAGAGACAGGAGGAGAAUCUAAUUCACAAGAGAGACCUAAACCUGUUCUGACUGUAAAUCCUAAAACAUCACAGAUAUUCAGAGGAGAGACUGUUACUCUCACAUGUGACAUACAGGGGACAGAAGUGACACACUGGACAUACAGAUUGCGGUGUGAUGGUGCUGAUGUUCAAGACUUUUAUAAGAAAGAGUUCAAGAUUACUGCAAUGGACAGCAGAUACAGCUGUAAAUGCAAGUGUUUCGCUAUCAGCACAUCUAGACAAUUCAGAUCUUCCUUCAGUGAUGAAGUGUCAUUUACUGUCAUCGAGAGACCAAAACCUGAAGUGACUGUAAAUCCAGAUCAUCAUGUGUUCAGAGGAGAGACUGUCACUCUCACAUGUGACAUACAGAGAGAAACACACACUGAGUGGAGAUACAGCUGGUUUAAAGAUGGACACAUUCACUCAUACACAUCAACUCCAGAUCUCAAGAUCAGAUCUGUUUAUGAGUCUGAUAGUGGUAAAUACAGCUGUAGAGGAGAGAAAAUCAGUGACUCACAGAGAUCAGACAUCAGUGAUGCUGUUACACUGACUGUAUCAGAGAUUCCUAAACCUGUUCUGACUGUAAAUCCUAAAACAUCACCGAUAUUCAGAGGAGAGACUGUCACUCUCACAUGUGACAUACAGAUGACAGAAGUGACACACUGGACAUACGGAUGGCAGUGUGAUGGUGCUGAUGUUCAAGACUUUAAUGAGAAAGAGAUCAAGAUUACUGCAACAUACAGCAGAUACAGCUGUAAAUGCAAGUGUUACGCUAUCAGACCAUCUGGACAAUUCACCUCUUACUGGAGUGAUGAAGUGUCAUUUACUGUCAUCGAGAGACCAAAACCUGUAGUGACUGUAAAUCCAGAUCAUCAUGUGUUCAGAGGAGAGACAGUCACUCUCACAUGUGACAUACAGAGAGAAACACACACUGAGUGGAGAUACAGCUGGUUUAAAGAUGGACACAUUUACUCCUCAUACACAUCAACUCCAGAUCUCAAGAUCAGUUCUGUUUAUGAGUCUGAUAGUGGUAAAUACAGCUGUAGAGGAGAGAAAAUCAGUGACUCACAGAGAUCACACAUCAGUGAUGCUGUUACACUGACUGUAUCAGACUCAAAGCUCAAUCCUGAACUCACAUCAGAUACUGCAGGAGCUGCACUGACAGGAAACACGGUGACUCUGAUCUGUCACAUGACUCAGACCGCUGGAUGGGACUUUUACUGGUACAAACACACACAGAACUCUGAGAAAAAGAAGACAGAAACAAACUCCUACAGAGUCCAUAUUGAUUCAGUGUCUGAUGGAGGUCAGUACUGGUGUAGAGCUGGAAGAGGAGAACCAGUUUACUACACAAACUACAGUGAUGCACUGUGGGUCAAUGUCACAGUGUCACAUUCAUCAGAUCAGAUUUCUGUCUUACACACUCUCAGUUCUCUUCUGGCAGUUUGUCCAUAUCUGAUCGUGACAGUCGUGCUGGUUUUUAAAUGCUACAGAGCGAGAGUUUCAUCUGUUGAAGAUCAAUGUCAGUAUGCAGUAACAGAGGAAGAAACUUCAAUAUGAAUCUCUUUAAAAAUGUUCAGAAUACUUUUUUUUUACAUUCCUGUUAAAUUACAUAACUUUUAUUUUAUCAUACAUUUCGUUCUUUUUUUAUUUCUUCACAUUGUUUGCUUUUAUUUGAAAUAUUUUACAUAACCUUAAAAUACAGAACUUUAUGUUUGGUGCUGUUAUCUGGGCUUUGUGAUGUUUGUCUGUUCUUAAUUCUGGUCUUUAGUCUUUAGUUUGAUUUAGUUUCGUGUUCUAGAUUGCAUUUAACUUUUUAUUGUUCAAAUAAUUAGUAGGAUAAUAUAUAAUCUGGUUUUAUUUUGUGGAUUUGUGUGUGAUCUUUUUUCUUAAAAUUAAUUGUGUGCCCUUGGGUUUUAAAAUAUUCUUUAAAAAAAAAAAACUUUCUACCAAUAUUUAUAAACAGAGCUUAAGGCAAAUGUUGCUGUUUUAUAUUUGUAUUACUAACAUGUUGCUGUUAUCAUUAUUAUUUAACAAUGUUCUUUAGGUUUUGAAACCAAUAAAGUAUUGCUAUUUUUAUUCU
Myxocyprinus asiaticus (Chinese sucker) is the source of this 2275-nucleotide messenger RNA. Its product is annotated as sialoadhesin-like. The transcript has 10 exons. Gene Ontology annotation, biological process: cell surface receptor signaling pathway. The record is from RefSeq and is a predicted model, not a curated record. Lineage: Eukaryota; Metazoa; Chordata; Actinopteri; Cypriniformes; Catostomidae. The coding region runs from base 85 to 1752 and encodes 555 amino acids. Gene Ontology annotation, molecular function: transmembrane signaling receptor activity.